AUGGUCAUAGCUCCCAGGGAAGUAAGACCUGGAGUGGAGGAGACGUUUGUGGUCUUCAACCGGGAGUCAUCAGAGGACGUCACCUUAACCCUACAGGAUUUGCCGAAGAGACAGCACACAAUCUUCCGAGACACCAUCAGCAUCGGUGAAGGGGAGCUCCGAGUGGUGCGCAUUUGGAUUGACCCUGACAAACUGGAGGCUGACCAGCCUCGUAGUGGCCUGCGUCGUCACGUCUCCUUAAUGGUCGAGUGCGGCCAGGUGUACACCAAGGAGGCCCGUCUACCUGUGAGUCACAGGAGCGGAUACCUGCUUCUGCAGAGCGACAAGCCUAUCUACACUCCUAGGCAGACAGCCCAUUUCCGAGUGAUCGCCGUAGGAGAGGACCUGGUCCCUACUGCAGGAGAACUCAAUCUGCAGAUCCUGAACCCGCAAGGAGUGGUGACGUAUGAGACGGCGCUGAGUGGCAGGGACAACACCACAGCGACAGGCAUGUUUAGUCAUUCCUACUCUUUCCCUGCCUCACCGAUGCUUGGUAUGUGGACAGCCGUCGUCGCUUACGGAUUUCGUCCCAGCCAAAAGACGAACAUCACUUUUGAGCUCCAAGAGUAUGUCCUGCCGACAUUCUCAGCACGGAUAUCAGCACCCAGCGUCAUUCUACCGGACUCGCAUUCUCCGACAGUCACAGUUGAAGCCAUGUAUCCCUACGGAAAGCCAGUGCAGGGCUCGGUGACCUGUCGAUUUAAAAUCAGAGAUCGAAGCACCAAGGCAGAACGAGCACUUGGAACGGCAUCAACAAAGGAGCUUGUGCAAGGGGAGGUGACCUUCGCAGUGCCGAACUUCGAACUGCUGGGCUGGAGCCCGUAUUUCUCGUUUGGCGGUUCUAGGCUCGUAGUAGAAGUUGACGUGCUUGACAAGGCGACAAGCGAGCUCGUGACAGCGAUGGAUGACUCGGCCGUGUACGCGACGUCGCCCUACAGCGUCAGCUUCCACAACACUGACCUGCACUUCAAGCCUGGUGGUUUAAAAACGGUCAUGUCUAACGGCGCCGGCGUGGUCGGGACUUUAUGCCGACACGACUGCAUUACCCUAGUGAUCCGAAAAUUCUGCAGCAUGGAAAUCGUCGUGGAUGGGGAAACCAUCACCGAUAAAGAACAGAACGACGGCAGUUGGACCGCUCUCGACACGCAGCGGCGAUAUGCCCGACGUAAGACAGAGGCCGAGACGCAGCCAGCCGCCGAAGGGAUCAAAGGGACGCCAAGUGAAACGCCAAGCAGCGCACCGAGAUAUCGUGCUCUCCCGCAGUCAUUACCGAAGCGAAGAUUCCUACCGAAGCACCCGGCCGAAGAUCACAAGAUCAUCAUUCGCCCACAGUGCGCGAUCAACCUGCUAUCUUACGGCCCAGCCAAGAUUCUCCGUACAGUGUGUGCCACCACCCCAGCUAACCUGGAUGAGGCAGUGCAAGAAGGUAAAGUCAGAGUACACCCUACCAGCAACACUGCCCUGAUCAGCGCCCCAUCCAGGGUGCGAACUUUGCUGCCAACCGAAACCCUUCUGCAAGCCAUAGGACUUGCUCACAUGGGAGCCUUCAGAUCUCAGGUCAACGCGUUCAUAUUCCUGGAUUCGCGUGACCCUGGUAGACCCGCAGAGAUUGGAGGCGACAUUUUAAUGCGCGUCGGGAUAUACCCACCAACAUCUUCACCUGUCUAUUACCUUGUCACGCACAACGGCCAGGUGAAACGUACGGGCGUGCUACGCGUACAAGCUGAUCGGCCUCCUUCGUUAUAUCGUUUUGGGCGCUUCCCAGUGACCUCGGACAUGUCCCCGUCUGUGCGCCUGCUCGCAUAUGCGUUCCACGAGGGACACCUGCUCGCCGACUCGAUUGUCAUCGAGGUUAAGGAAACCUGCUCGCAGCAGGCGGCCGUAACAGUCCAGGCGGACUUCCAGAGCAACCGACCUGGGAGCAACGGUUCCUUGAAAAUUUUGGGAAGUUCCGGUACGCGUGUGGGCAUUUUGGGCGUCGACAAGCAAGUUUACUCACUGACUGGCAAGGAAGGUCUACUUACCUCAGAUAAGCUGUUUGCGAUGUUGAAGUCGCACGACAUGGGCUAUGGUCCUGGGGGUGGUCACACAACCGCGGAUGUAUUGUCCAACUUCGGCGCUGUCAUCGUCAGCAAGGAGUCGCCGGACAUUGUUCAUGUAAAUGAAACCAACUGCCCAAGCCGGUCCCGCCAUCGGAGGAGUCUUGGGCGAGUGAAGCACAGUACACUGCCGAAGUAUGCAGUGGACCCAUUCCUGAAAAAGUGCUGCUCGCUGGGAAAGAAGCGAGACCGGGCCGGACGGAGCUGCCCUAUGAGAUCUUCAAUCGUGCGGCGCUACAUCAGUGGACAGAAGGGCGAGCAGUGUGCAGAUGCCUUCGCUGAAUGCUGCCCGCGCGACAAAGGCCGCCGCGUUUUUAACCUUAUGCGGCCAAGCCACCCCCAGGAGUUGAACGUCAUCUUAAGGGAUCCUCUGCCAGAGUCCCUGGUCAGGGAAAGUCCCACCAAGCCGACGCCUUCCUUUGACGAGGUAGAUGGAGAUGACGGUGAAGAAGUAGAUGAUGUCCUGCCUCCGGCUUCUCCAAUCCGAAAGGAGUUCCGGGAAACUUGGCUAUUCGACGAACAAAUCAUUGGGCCGGACGGUGUGGCAGACAUCUCGGUGAGCCUUCCUCACAGCAUCACCACGUGGUCGGUGCAGGCGGUGAGCGUGUCGCCCUCUGGCGGUGUGUGCGUUCCCGAACUACGGGAGGUGGGCGUCUUCCAGCCGGUCUUCCUGCAGGUGACGUUGCCUUACGAAGUGGUGCGCAACGAGCAAAUCGAAGUGCUCGCUACUGUCUACAACUACGGCAACGAAACAAUCCGAGGCAAUGUUUACGUGUACGGUGUGGAAGGAAUAUGUGCGGGUGCUCAGGAAGGCGAACGAUCUGAAAGGCGAACCGUGUCAGUUACCGCCAACUCUGCAUUGAGCAUCGCCUUUCCCGUGGUACCACUCAGAGAAGGUCGCUUCGUCAUCAAGGUCCACGUGCACUGUCCUCAGGGCGAAGACGUCGUCGAGAAAGAACUCAACGUAGUGCCCGAAGGAGUGCCAGUUGAGACGGUCUUCUCCGUUCCUAUCGACCCGGCCAAUGCCCGCAAGAGGACAGUGCCGGGGGCCUCGGCGGAGAGGUACUAUGUUUUGAAAACCAGCCAGCAAAGCAUCUCCGUUGAUGUUGUUUCGCCUCCGGAUGCUGUGCCAGGCACAAUGCGCUGUUCGCUUUCCCUGAUGGGAAACCAGGUAGGCUCGUUGGCUGAAGAGACGCUGGAGAAGAUCGGGGUCCUCAUGAAGACGCCCAGCGGAAGCGGCGAGGAGAAUGCUGUGCUCAUGGCACAAGCGCUGUAUGUUCUCGAAUACCUCGAGAGGAGGAAUGUUACUGACCCUGCACUCGAAGAGAGAGGGCAUCGGUACCUGAGGGAGGGAUAUCAACGGCAGCUGUCUUUUCGGAACGAGACCGGCUUUUUCUCGAAAUUUGGGAACACGGUGACCGGUAGCCUGUGGUUGACAGCAUUCGUCACGCGCACGUUGUGCAAAGCGAGGCAGUACACUAGUAUCGACGACUCGGUCAUUUUAUCCGGCCUGUGGUGGCUACUGAGGCAGAAGAAUUCGAUGGGAGCUUUCCGGAAAGAGUGGCCUUACGCGGAGGACAGCAUUCUGGGAACUGAAGACAGGUUUACGGCCAUGACAGCCUUCGUAUUCAUCACCUUGGUGGAAUGUAAUCUGUUCAUCAAAGAAAAGUCUGCACUGCAUCCCAUGCGAGAGACUGCAAUGUAUCUCAGCGAGACAGAUUUCGGAAAUGAAAACGCCCACGCAACGGCUCUCGCAGCGUACGCAAUGAUGCGAGGAAACGUCACGGGAAAAGACAACGCACUGUUGGCCCUCAUGCAAAAGCUCACCCACGAACCUUUGCUGAACACACGAAGUACGGGAGGCAAUGUGACUCCAUACGUUGUCGAAGGCACAAGUUACGCGCUUCUUGCUCUGCUAGCCAGCGACAAUAGCUACGCCGAUGUGAUCCAGACCGUUGUGAGCUGGCUCAGCACACAUCGCCCUCUGUCCGGUACUUCCUCUUCAACACACGAUGGUGCAGUAGCCCUCCAGGCGGUUAUGGAGUUUGAUGUGAAGUCUUCGGAACCUGACAUGGACCUCAUGUGCGAUGUUACUAUGAGUGGACAGCAGUACUUCCACAAGAGCAUUCGGAUAAGGCCCGACAAUGCAGCAGUGCCCCAGGAGGUGGAUAUUUGCGACAUGUCGGGCAAGUUGCGCGUGACAGCUAACGGAACCGGAAGUGGGCUGCUUUCCGUUAGGAUGAAGUACAACAUUCUUUUUCCACCGGAAGUGUUGUGCAAGUUUAACGUGACUGUGCGAGCUGGCAUCCAUGCACCCAAAGCGAAGAGCGCUGCCUUGGAUGAUUUCCCGGAAGAGCUUUUGAAUGAGCUUCUCGGAUUCGACCGAGAACGUCGAUCUGUGGAUUUUGGAUCUUCGCUGCAUGUGACAGGUCCAUACGGCACUGUUAGACCACCUAACGAACUGCAGGGGAGCAAGCUUGUUUACGAAAUUGAAGUUUGCUCACAGUAUGUUGGCGAGUCAGACUCCAACGCUGCUGUCAUCGAAGUUGGACUACUCAGCGGUUUCGAUCCGGUGGUCGAAGACUUGACCGCUGCAAUAACAGGGAAUCCGCAUCUGGCCAAGUACGUCUUAACCGAGAGAAAAGUGAUCCUCUAUUUCAAACAGAUACCGUGGCAAGCACCUACUUGCGUGAAAUUCAAGACUGAACGCAAGCACGUCGUCCGUAACGUCCAGGCGGCAGCAGUCAAGGUGUACGACCACAGCGACCCCUCACGUUCUUGCACGCAGUUUUACGGAAUCGGAUCGACGGACCCUCGCCUUAAGCUGGCCUGCGAAGGACGCAAGUGCCUGUGCAUAGAAGCUGAGUGUCCUAGACGAGAGCCCUUUCUGAACGUUGAAAGAGUGAUACCAGUGGAAAUAAAGCGGCAGAUGCUCCUAGAGAUGGCCUGCAAGGAGCAUGACUUUGUGUGGAUCGCAGAUGUGUCUGGGAACAGUGUUGUCAACGGCUUCCGUCACAUACGUCUACGUGUCACCACUGUGCUCAAAGAAGGUGCAGAGAACAGCGAAACCGUCUUGAUGGGUGAAAAGCUGUUCUUGGCUCCGCAUCACUGUACCACGGCCGACUUGAGCGAAGGCGUACGCUACUUUGUCUUCGGCCGAGAUGGCGAGCCUGUUGCGAGAAACGGAUCUCAUGGCAUAAGAUACAGCAUGGACAAGCACGUGCGCCUCUUCAACACACAAAAUAAGUCUCGAAGGGCCGCAAGGCUUUACUCAGUUCUUGAAUGGCUGUCGUCGCAUCUCCAGAGGCACGGAGGCUGCCCGGAGCACUCUAGAGUCGUGCGGUCAAUGUCAGUUCACGACGCUUAGCAAAAGUGCAGGCAGGUCUCCUCCUUUGCGUGUAAAGGGUUUUCUGAUGGAAGCAAUACUCUCAGGUGGCGUUAUCUUUCCACGGUUGCCACGGGCAACUGCACCCGACUCCGUCUAAGGCAAGUAGUAACAACAUGGCUUCUGAGGUGCGACACAGCGCAGCAAGAAUGAAUACUUGACAGUGAGAAGACAACA
Molecule: messenger RNA, 5700 nt
Organism: Dermacentor andersoni
Lineage: Eukaryota; Metazoa; Arthropoda; Arachnida; Ixodida; Ixodidae
Product: complement C3-like
Cellular component (GO): extracellular region
Molecular function (GO): protein binding; endopeptidase inhibitor activity
Source: RefSeq, a predicted model, not a curated record